Striga hermonthica is the source of this 1383-nucleotide messenger RNA. NCBI's taxonomy places the organism in Eukaryota, Viridiplantae, Streptophyta, Magnoliopsida, Lamiales, Orobanchaceae. The record is from the annotation of a GenBank genome assembly.
AUGAAUGAGGGCUUUGAAGAGGAUAAACACAUGAAGAGGCCAGUAGUUUUGCUUUUGCUCCUUGUACUGAGCAUUAACGCUGAGUACGAAGGGGUUUGCGAAUCUAACUGGUCAUUGAGCCCGAGGCCUCACAGCGUUUCGGUCACGGAAUUCGGGGCCGUUGGGGACGGGAAAACGUUAAACACGGUUGCUUUCCAAAAUGCGAUUUUUUACCUUAAGUCGUUUGCCGAUAAGGGUGGGGCCCAGCUCUAUGUGCCAGCUGGCAGGUGGCUCACGGGUUGCAUUACUCUCACGAGCCACCUCACGCUUUUCCUGGAGAAAGACGCGACUAUUCUUGGUUCUCAGGAUUAUAAUCACUGGGAUUUAGUUGAUCCAUUACCUUCAUAUGGCCGAGGCCUUGAAGUACCUGGUCGAAGAUAUCGUAGCUUGAUCAGCGGACAAGAUUUGACUGAUGUUGUUAUCACAGGAAAUAAUGGAACUAUCGAUGGACAAGGUUCGAUUUGGUGGGAACAACUAAGUAAUCACACUUUAAAUUACAGCCGACCACAUUUAGUAGAACUCGUUGGGUCGAACAAUAUUGUUGUAUUGAACUUAACCUUCAUAAAUGCACCUGCUUGGAACAUUCAUCCCGUUUAUUGCAGUAAAUUGUUAGUUCAAAAUAUUACGGUUUAUUCUCCGCCCGACUCUCCAUACACUAGUGGCGUAGUUCCAGAUUCGUCCGAGCGUGUUUGCAUCGAGAAUAGCAACAUAUCCACGGGCCACGACUCGGUUUCUCUAAAAAGCGGUUGGGACGAAUACGGUAUUUCGUACGGAAAACCGACAUCCAAAGUCCACCUCCGAAAACUCAACCUCCGGUCGUUCUCAGGCUCGGGUGUCUCCAUCGGGAGCGAAAUGUCGGGCGGCGUCACGGAAAUCCUCGUCGAGAACCUCCGCGUGAUCGACUCCGAUUGCGGAGUCGAGCUCAAGACGGCCAAAGGGCGCGGAGGCUACAUUAGGGGCAUUUUCGUCUUUCACGUUUUCUUGGAAAACGUGCGGCAAGGGAUCAAGGCGACCGGGGAAAGCGGGUCCCACCCGGACGACAAGUUUGACCCUAGCGAGCUUCCCGUCGUGAGUGAAAUUACGUUUAAGGACGUGGUCGGAGUGAAUGUGUCUUCGGCUGGAGGGGUAUUCUUGGGAUUAGAGGAAAUGCCGUUCACGUCGAUUUGCCUUUCGAACGUCUCAUUUUUUUCGGUUUUGCCGCCCGACCCGUCUAAGUCUUGGGUGUGCUCGAAUGUCGUGGGCUCGUCUUUCAACGUGUUUCCCGAGCCGUGUCCCGAGUUGGAAGGCUCGUCGACCGAGUGCUUUGUGCCGUCUCGUGAAACUAGCCGGGUCGCGAUUUUAUGA